AUGACCUGGAAGAUUAUUCUCUCCACAUUCUCGCUUUACUUUGGCGCCAUUACUGUACUAGCCACAGUGCCGCUACAGGACGAGCCGCCAUUCUCCGUGUAUAGAUCAGUCAACGUCGUUACCACGCUUGGACUACUGGCCGUCUCGGGAGUCUUCGCCAGCAUGGCACUCUAUCGCGGCUUAUUCCACAGGCUGUCUGCUUUUCCAGGACCUUUCUUAGCGAGAUUCUCUAAUUUCUACAUUACAUAUCUUUCGGUCAAGAGAUCGCACUUGUACGAGGAAGUUGAGCAGCUUCACCAAGAGCACGGUGACUUCGUGCGCAUUGGGCCAUCAGAGCUGUCUAUAGCUGAUCCGGAGGCAGUCAUGGCAAUUCACGGCCCCAAGUCUACAUGUGCCAAGGGCCCCUGGUAUACCAUCAACAAUCCCAUGAUAUCGCUCCAGAUGAUCAGAAGCAAGCCACAUCACGUGCAACGCCGGCGGAUAUGGGACCGUGGUUUCAGCGCAAAAGCCCUUCGGGACUAUGAACCCCGAGUCGUCGAUUACGCAGAGCAACUUCUUUCGCAUUUAGCAGCAACCGAGGGAAACCCCGUCAAUGUCACUGAUUGGUUCAAUUUUUACAGCUUCGACGUUAUGGGGGACUUGGCUUGGGGCAAGUCAUUCGGUAUGCUACGAGGCGGUGUAAAGCACCACUUUAUGAACUCACUGCAUGAGUUCAUGGCCACUGUUGGGGCUUUCGGCCAUCUCGUGUGGCUUCUUGACGUGUUGAAGGGCAUCCCUGUUCUAAACAGGGAUUCAAAGUCGUUCUGGGGCUGGAUACAAUCUCAAGUCACCGGAAGAAAAAGUAUGACGCCAGAUAGGCCCGAUGUGUUCUCUUGGCUUUUGGAAGACCACAAUAGCAAGCAACCUACUUUCCAGGAUGAGCUUCUUUUGACAGGAGAUGCCGCCCUUAUUGCUGUAGCUGGAAGUGAUACAACAGCAGCAUCUCUUACGUGUCUUUUCUACGAACUUUGCCGUCGGCCGGAAAUCAUCACGCGUCUCCAAAAUGAGAUCGAUGAGGUCUACGCCGUCCCUGAUACAGUAGACUCCGUGUCUUUAUCUAAACUGCCGUUCUUAAAUGCGGUCAUUAAUGAGACGCUGCGUCUUCACCCUCCAGUACCUUCGGGAGUUCAGCGGGUGACUCCUCCUGAAGGCCUUCAAAUCGGCAAACACUUUAUCCCUGGUAAUACUAUUGUUCAAGUUCCUACACACACAAUGUGUCGAGAUGAGAGAAACUUUGCUUCACCCAAUGACUUUAUUCCCGAAAGAUGGACAACGAAUCCGGAGUUGGUAAAAAAUAGUGCGGCAUUUGUGCCCUUCUCUGUCGGUCGUUACUCUUGCAUCGGAAAACACCUAGGCCUGAUGGAAAUCCGGCACGUCGUCUCGACUAUAUUGCGGAAGUAUGUUGUCAAAUUUGCUCCAGGGGUGUCUGCCGAAGCUUUCUUGGACGGCAAACAAGACAAUUUCACGCUAGCACUAGCGCCUCUGAUGAUUGUUUUCUCAAAUAGAGACUAG
Clonostachys rhizophaga is the source of this 1551-nucleotide messenger RNA. The record is from the annotation of a GenBank genome assembly. NCBI's taxonomy places the organism in Eukaryota, Fungi, Ascomycota, Sordariomycetes, Hypocreales, Bionectriaceae.